Molecule: messenger RNA, 2308 nt
Organism: Chroicocephalus ridibundus (black-headed gull)
Lineage: Eukaryota; Metazoa; Chordata; Aves; Charadriiformes; Laridae
Product: serine protease 53-like
Biological process (GO): proteolysis
Molecular function (GO): serine-type endopeptidase activity
Source: RefSeq, a predicted model, not a curated record
GGAAGCGGGGCGCGGGGGGUGAUGGGAGUUGUAGUCCGUCGCGGAGCUGGGGGGGGAGGCGGGGCUCCCAGGGGUUAAAAGCCGGCGAUGGGGCGGGGGUGGGGGGUAGAGGCGGCGGAGGAGGAGACGGACGGGGACCCACAGGAACCCCCCUUGGGGCCCACAGCCCAGGUCUCCGCCAUGGCCCCCCACGCCUCCCCACGCCUCCCCACGCCUCGACACGCCGUCGCCCUCCUGCUCCUGCUGCUGGCCCACGCUGAAAUUGGGGCUGCGGAAGCUCCGGAAGGGGUCGAUGCCGACGACGAGGUGGCGGAACCCGAGUGCGGGCGUCAACGGGAGCUGGGCCGCGUGGUGGGGGGCUCGGCCGCCCGCCCCGGCGAGUGGCCCUGGCAAGUGAGUCUGCAGCUGCGGGGCCAGCACUUCUGCGGGGGCACCCUGGUCACCCCCCAGUGGGUCCUCUCGGCCGCCCACUGCUUCCAGGGGCCCAACGGUAGCCGCGCGGAGCUCAAGGAGUGGCGGGCGGUGGUGGGCCGCCUCCGGCUGGAGGAGCCGGGGGGCCAGGAGAGGCCGGUGGUGGAAGUGGUGGUCCACGAGGGCUACCGGCGAGUGGAAGGCGGCCACGACCUGGCGCUGGCCCGCCUGGAGUCCCCGGUGGCCCUGGGGCCUCGGGUGGGGACCAUCUGCUUGCCCCGGGCCCAGCACCUCUUCGCCUUCGGCACCCCCUGCUGGAUCACCGGCUGGGGCAACGUGGCCGAGAACGUGUCGCUGCCGGCCGGGGCCCCUCUCCAGAAGGUGGCCCUGGACCUGCUCACGCCCCACAUCUGCAACUGCCUCCACUCCCGCCUGCGCCAGCCCCACCUCGCCCGCCCCGCCCGGGCCACCAUGGUCUGCGCCGGGGCUAGUGAGGGCGGCCGGGGGGCCUGCCAGGCGGACUCGGGGGGGCCGGUGGCGUGCGCGGGCGCGGGGGGGCGCUGGGUGCAGGCCGGGGUCCUCAGCUUCGCCGUGGGCUGCGCUCGCCCCGACGGGCCCGUGCUGGCCACCGCCCUGGCGGCCCACGCCCGCUGGCUGCGCCGCCGCCUGCCCCGCCGCGCCUUCGUGGCCCCCCCGCCCCCGCCCCCCCCCGGCCUGGAGGACGGCAAGUGCCUGGGGUGCGGGAUGGGGCGGCCGCGGCUGGAGCCCCCCCCGGGCCCGCGCUGGCCCUGGGCCGUCAGCCUGAGCCUGGGGGGGCGGCGCCGCUGCGGGGGGGCCCUGGUGGCCGAGAGCUGGGUGCUGACGGCCGCCCACUGCUUCAUCGGGCACCAGGCGGCGGAGACCUGGACGGUGACGACGGCGGGGGGCGACGCUCGGCGGGGGGGGGCGCGGCUGCACCUCCACGGGGCCUACGUGGCGGCGGGGGGGGGUCCCGACCUGGCGCUGCUGCGCUUGGAGCCCCCCCCCCUGCCCCUGGGCCCCGCCCUCCGGCCCCUCUGUCUGCCCCACGGCCACCACCGCGCCCCCCCCGGCACCCGCUGCUGGGCCAUCGCGGCCACCAACGCCUCGGGGCCGGAGCUGCGGAGCGUGGAGGUGACGAUCUCGGAGUCCUGUGGUGACGCCCCGGGGACGCCACCGUCCCCCGACACCUUCUGCGUCACCGUCCCCGGGGGCGCCCCCGUCCCACAGCUGGACGGGGGGUCCCCGCUGGCCUGCGAGGAGCGGGGGGUCUGGUUCCUGCUGGGGACGGCCGGGGGGGGGACGACCCCCCCCUUUUUCACCGCCGCCGCCCCCCACGAGCGCUGGGUCACCGGCGUCACCCGCGAGGCCUAUUUCGCCGAGACCCCCCCGGACCCCCGGGAGGAGGAGGAGGAGGAGGAGGAAGACGAAGACCCCACGGGGGACCCCCACGUCCCAGAGCCCCCCCGCCCCAUGGAGCCCCCCAGCCCCACGGAGCCCCCCCACAUCCCCGAGCCCCCCCGCCCCACGGAGCCCCCUCACAUCGCCGAGCCCCCCCGCCCCACGGAGAACCCCCACAUCCCCGAGCCCCCCAGCCCCACGGAGCCCCCCCACAUCCCCGAGCCCCCCCGCCCCACGGAGAACCCCAGCCCCACGGAGAAUCCCGACACCCCGGAGCCCCCCAACCCCACGGAGGACCCCGACAUCGAGGGGGGCCCCCCCAUGUGGAGACAAGUCCAGGUCCCCGACGACCCCCCCCUUUGGGGACAGGUCCAGGUCCCCGAGGACCCCCCUUUUUGGGGUCCCCCCCAAUCCUGGGGGGUCCCAGGGGGCCUGGAUGGCCCUGACGAGGCCUGACCCCCGCUUUUGGGGGGGGCUG